UCUAUCUCUUAACUUGACUUCUCCACCGAAAAUACUUUUCUUUUCAAAAGAGAGAGAAAAAAAAACACAGUGAUGAUCAUAACAGUUCUUCAUUCUCCUGUCUCAUUCUAUUUCAUCAUCAUCCUUGCCUUCCUCUUCUUCCAUGAAAUGUCCGACGGAGCUCCGGUUCGGAUCCGGGUCAGCGUGCAAGAGCGCGUGCGAGGCGUUUGGUAGUCCAGAGUACUGUUGCAGUGGCGCGUACGCUUCACCCGCCGAGUGUAAACCGUCCAUGUACUCGGAGAUAUUCAAAACGGCGUGUCCUAGAUCGUAUAGCUACGCGUUCGACGACGCGACGAGUACGUUUACAUGUACUUCUGCAGAUUAUACCAUCACUCUUUGCCCUUCCUCGCUUAGCCAAAAAUCUGCAGCUAAUGGGUGGAGAGAAGGCGGUGGAUUGUCAGAAAGCUCAUCGUCACCAUUAUCGACGUGGUUAUCGGGUGUUUUCAAUUCUAACUCCUCGAAUAUUCAAUCUUCUCCAUAUUUACUCAUCUUUAGUUGUAUUUUUCUUCUUUUCCGGCAACUUUGAUGAUACCUUUUUUGUUUGUUUUGUCUUCUCACUUUCGGGUGUAUAUUAUGCAUCAUAUCACAUUUAAUUGUAUGUUUCAUGAUAUUGCACAUUGUUGAACAUUUGACUACAUUGUUGAUUCAAAUUUUUAGAGCUAAAUCCCAUCGACAAUUAUAUUGUUGUUAUGACGGAAAUAUAUUCAUCACAGUUUCAGUUUCAUCGC
Thlaspi arvense is the source of this 767-nucleotide messenger RNA. Lineage: Eukaryota; Viridiplantae; Streptophyta; Magnoliopsida; Brassicales; Brassicaceae. The record is from the annotation of a GenBank genome assembly.